Messenger RNA from Spirometra erinaceieuropaei, 6777 nucleotides. Lineage: Eukaryota; Metazoa; Platyhelminthes; Cestoda; Diphyllobothriidea; Diphyllobothriidae. The record is from the annotation of a GenBank genome assembly.
AUGUUCAUAAGUAUGUCUUUUAUUAGCAUGCCUAGUAUCAUUUCACAUCCAGCCUUACAAUUUACAGUUUCGUUUGAUAUUACUGACGUAGUCCAUGGUUAAAUAAUUAACGUCAAACUUGUUAGGUUUCAUUAAUCUGAUUUCGAUUGCCAAAAACGACAAGGUCCUAUGCCUGCAUCAGGAACUAAAACGCAUCUUCCAUGUAGUACAGUUGACUCACACAGAGACAGCAGGAAAAGUCUCCUGUUUCCAGCUUGACGCGCAUGUAUACGAAAACCUGCCCACAAUUACUUCACAUAUGAGCGAACCAAACGGACCACCCUUCUGUCGAUGUCGGACGUAACAUGUGGUAUAGUGGGUCACUUCGUCUUUGAACAGGGCCGCAGAUAUCUCUUCCGCGAAAACGGCACUCCAGUCCCUCUUAAGGGUUCCAGGUAGCACGUCUGAGACAUGACUUAGUUAGGGGAAUGGCGUUGACACUUGUUGACUGGUGCUGCCCCGUAGGAUGGCAGCAAAUUACUGAAGGUAGUCCACCGCGACUAUACUGUCAAUAAUUAAGCAGGAAUUUUCGGAGGCGCCACUUGCGAACGGCGAUCGUCUGGCGGUUCAGCAAUGAAUCUCGACUGUCUUAUUUUCAUAGAUUCACCACAUCCACCAACAGAGUUGAGGUCGUUCCGCGUAAUGGCAAACAAUUUAGGGGAUGUGAGUUUUUCCUCCGAGGACGACGUUUCCGCCCACGGGGACCACAGCUCCAACGGGGGCAGCGUCAUUGAUGUGUCCGAACCACACGUUUUCCCGAUAUUUUCCUCCAUUAUACGCGUUAUUCUUCAACUUCGCGCUGAGCACGACGAAGUGGUUGGGCAGACACUGGCUUAGAAGUACUGAAGAGGAUCAAAACAGAUUUCUGAUUAUUAAAAGAAAAAAAGAGGCGUGGAUGUCGCAGAUUUAUUUCGGCAGGGGACACUCCCGCACGCAGUAGCACAGCAGAAAAUAGCGCACGAAAUUGCAUACGCAUGAGCAAGUAUGCUAAUCGGUCGAUCGUCCGAUCACGGUGCGCGCAUUUUCUGCACGCAAGGGAAUCAAAAGUCCGGGGCCAGCCGCGACCAAUCAUAUGCCGACCUUCAAAUGCCUGUAGUAAGCGAACUUCGACUCGCAUUUCAUUACCGUUAGGUUACAAAGACCGAGAGCUGGAACUCUCAGUACAAACGUCUGCACAAAAGACUUUACUCCUUAGAUAAUCCUUAGCUACGAAGACAGUAAUCUUGUAGCUCACUAACACUUUCGAUCUUUUUUUUCGCAAUUACAACAGAGAUGAUCUGGUUGGGAAAGAAAUUAUAUUUUCUGCUUUAUUUAGAGGGGAUCUCUGCUUCACACACUAUUCAAUGUUCUUGCGCACAGUUUUAUUUUGCAUGAAAAUAUGUCAAUGAAUGGGGCUUCUUUCUUGUUGCUUGUCGGCCAUUUUAUUACGGCGCGAUGGACGCUCGCGUCCUUGAAAAGGAACUGGGCUGCGUAAUCUGGUCGCUCGACUGGCCAAAUGGAUGGUGUGAAAGUCGGAGUUUCCUCGAGGACGCCCAAGUAAAUUAACUAACUUAACUCUAAUUUCCCUGCCGAUAUCCAUGUACGAACUACCUAUACCGACGUCUUAAUACGGUCGCGUAUGUGUCCCUCUGGCCCAUCAUGCUAUGGGGUGCACGGUGGACAUCGUCAUUAGCGAAUGUCGAACUGUCAUGUGUGAAGUUGGGGGAUUGCUGUGGAAACUUGGAAUAUGCACGGUAUUAAUCGUCUGUCCAAACUGACGGAGAGAAAUGGCAUUCGUUUGUUGGCUUCUCACCGCGCGUCUAGAGCCCAUUCAGUUUGUCACAGCAAAAAAGCAUUGAAUUAUCGACAAGGGUUACUGACAAAUAUUAAUGUUUCUGAAAUGUCCACUUCAGUUGGUGAUAUCUUAACCUCAGGUGUUGGCAUGUCCAAUGUUUGGUCCGGGAUCCAGUGAGCCAGGCCCACUGUCUUAUUUGCAGGAAAUACUGGACUCGCACGGCCAGUUUUUAUAUCCACACCGGGUCGUCAAUCUGUUUUUUUUUCAGAAAAAGAACAUUUUGUCUUAGUUUGAAUAGGAAAACAGCACAUGCAACCACAGGAAGGGCAUUAACUACCUGAUAACGCAAAUUCUGGCUAUCCGAUGCAUCUACAGACGAUGACUAGUCAAAGAGUCCUCACCAAGGGCCUUCCACAAACUAAACAGUUUCAGGUCUGCCGGUAAACAGUCUCGGACCAGUAGUGACGGUGUUACCAGGAUUCUGACUGUUAAGAUCUGACAACCGACUCCCCUGUAAAAUGUUGUGCACUCCGACAUGACUAACACAGACUGUUAUUGAACAAACUCUUCUUAUAUCUGCCGCGUUUCGUACUUGAACUCCAUCCAAAGGGGAACCGGACAAGCACCAGACACCCGAAUGUCCAUCUUUUUUAAGUCUUCACCCGUGACUUUCGACUGUGAUGUCCGCGGAGACCGAUGUGUCGGGGUUUUUGCUAGUACACCGGCUAGUAGACAUCCACCCUGACCCAUUCGCUAGGGAAAACUUCACGCCUUACGGUAGGACAUGAGGACUUUUUUGCGCCGACAACAUUAAGCCCUCACGUUUGAACUUUGGUGCUUUAUGCAGUCAGAAUCAUCUGCCUCAUCAGGUUCAGGAAACCGAGUAAUGCUCCCACCCACAAAACAACAGUUUGAAUGACAGCAAUCAAAGACGACUACCAAAACUGAAUCCCUCUACCGGUAGUUGGUGUUUUCGAGGAUUGCACCUGCGCGUCUUCGUAGUGCUGGUGUUCGACAAAGUUGCAUUCUCCAUUUAUUUUACGCUAGUCCAUUAACCAUAUUCUCGGGAGAAUAAUAUGCGUUUUUGACGGUAUUUAAUAUGCAUUAGGCCGCCGGUUGACUUGCACCAACUAUGCUGACGAUAUUGCCCUGCUGGCGUCAAGUUACGAUGACCUGCACAGUUUAGUGUCUCGGGUGAAUGAUGUUAUGUUGGUCGACUUAUCCAUAAAUUUAGGGAAGACCGAAGUGUUUUUCAUCAGCAUUUCUGGCUAAAAGAAGGCGCCCCUUCGCAUUAUUGGCUGUUAGCUUGAAAAACCUGUCAGUUUUAAUUGCCCCAGGGUGAAAUUCCUGCCAACUGCACAGGGUAGGGACGACACCGCUAUCUGAUCCAGUGCUGCAAGCAGGGUUUUUACGAUUCUUAGAUGUCCUUAUACAGGCCGCGGUAUCGCCACUGUCACACAGAUUCUCGUUUAUUGGGUAUCCCUUCGGCGAGUUAUGUGCGUGGGGACAACGAGCGAACACUGGAGGUGUUUGAUCACCGUUGCUCGUGGAUCAUCUUCGAAGUGGAGUACGCUGAUUUUGUCCUCAAUUAAACCGUCUGCACUCGCUGCAGCUACAUUGUGUGGGUACCUCAGACCCUUGACGAAAGAGCACUAGGGUGGUCUAGGCACGUUCUUUGUCGUCCACCCCGUGAGUUAAAUAUUUCUGCCCUUGGUUUGGCGUCGUAGUUCAUCUGGAGGAGUAAGAGAUCGGCCCAAACACUGGUUCAAAACAGCUUGUCAAGACAUGGAUGUGGUUCUCGGACUUUCGGUGUUUCGUCUUCAUUACUGUAGAAGGGAGUGGACCCAGCUCUGGAGACUUGUUGCAGAUUGUCGCACGUAGAGAUUUGCAUUUCGUGGCACCGAGGGCGGCUAAAUCAGGUUUGGCCACGGCUGUGCUAAAUACGGUUUGUUAUCAUCACGGUUGUUGCUGUCUGGAAACCGACACCGGAUGCCAUGGAGGCAGAGGCUUUUUACGACGGAAGUUCGAUCAUCUUUAUACGUGUUUAAUUUUGUGGCUUUCAUGUUGUUGUGGAGUAUUGAAACGACAGAACAGGAGGUGCAGUGCGUCUACGAUGGCCACUGUGGAGGGCGCAACCGUAGUGCCAACGGUGAAAGGCUUGUCAACUUUGUUGUGCUAAAUCUGCUUCCGAAUCUGAGGGAGGCAUCUAAUCACCCAGUACGUUAGUUACGAUCACAUCCAAAAUUAAUCUGACUACAUACAUGUCAGGGGGUAUUGUGGUGUCUCAUUGCUAGACACCCACGCGAUGCUUGGUGCCGACACCGAGAGGAAACAUAACUCUGAUCAUGCUCUUACGAGGUCUUGACACAUGUUUUUGAAAGGACACGACCUGCAAGAAAAUGCUGUGUCGACCGUUUCAAGGGCCCAUCAGAGGAUUUUAGGCUGGCUCUGUCCUCUAGGGAUGACGAAGGUACGUUGAUAGUCUCACUGUAGAGCACGUCUAUCGAGGUAACAGCGAAACUGCCUUGUAGCAAAAGAGCUGGUGAGGAGUGUGUUUUGGCAGAAAUAUAUGCAGCAUAAGCUGACCGGAAAUACGGAAUUUUGAACCCAAGUUGAGAGGCGACUCUCGUACCCGCAAACCGAAGCGAUGCCGCUGUUGCGCUGAUCUUCAUGUGACAUGAUGGUUGAGAGUAGCAUAAGUCUUGUUGACACUGCUGCCAAAGUCUGCAGUCGUCCUCUUCAAUCGCCUUCGCCUGUACCGCUUGACGUUCACUGCAGAGGCUGGGUUGUGUUGGCCAGCAUCCUCCCCUUCAUUAAACCAUCGAACAUGCCACUGCUAUCAACAACUCAGUCUCGUCUGUUUUGCGUCUUUUUGUUUUUGCAAUCGACUCUUUACAUCAGGAUAGUCUGUAGUCGCUGUGUGCUCGCAUGCCACCUAAAUUACUUUUUUUGGUUCAGGCCUACUAUCGUAAAAAAAAUGGAAAUUCGUGUGAGGGGUGGCAAGAGUUGCUUCUUUGAUGUCCCCUUAACCAUCCUUCAAAGUUGGGUUCUUUUCACCAACUCUGUUCUACUACGUGGGUUAUUUGACAUGUUCUGGUAGACCGCAUCGCUAUUACGGUAGUUUGUGUCCGUGCAUUACGCGUAUUGACUACGCUAAUUCAUUACGGUGUUGGCGAACUCCUGUGGACUAAUGUAGCUUGCUAUGUCCCAGGUAGGCGUGAUGAAGACGUAAGUCGUCCUAAAGCAACUCUCGCAGGAUGUAAACGGUCACGUUGAGGUCUUCUGUGGGAAAUAUCCAUCCGGUCACGGUAAGCGGACAAAUACUGCUAUGUUGGCUCUAUAGUUCUACCACACGGGCAAGGUAAUGGAUUUAGAUCUGUUUGUUCGUGGAAUCAAGUGAGCGUGAGAGGCCCUCGUCGGACUUUGUUAGAAGUUCUGGGGUUGACUUUGUGGUGGUCUGAAUAACAUGCCGCAUGUUUACGAGUCCUACUGCUAAAAAAUCCUCCAGAAUCGGUGUGAGACGUAUUCCAUGGGCCCAGAAGGUAUGAUCGGUCAGGACGCAUUCGAUCGAUGUUGCUUGAGCUUCAUCAUCGCCAUUUCUCUGCGACCGCAUUCUCAACACAGGAGCGUACAAACGUGGUGACUACGAACGAAGACAGUCAAUUACGAUGGCUUGACGAUGUGUUGCACCCGCCUGAUGGUUAAACGAUCGCAAUGGAGGAUAGUCAUUCGUCAUGUGGCAAAUGCGAAUGACCUAGUCAACCAGGCCGCAUGCUGAUGAGGACGCUAGUACAUUCAAAAACAAUCCAUUCGAGGAACAUUGCUGCGUAGGGGCAAUUUGCUACUAAAUAAUAGGCGCCGAACUGUCGCAACCGGAAAACGACGUUUGAGCGAAUUUCAAGUAACCUUAACUGGUCUGAAGGUUGAGCUGUUUUUACCUCUAGGAUGCUCCAGGGCUCACCGUAUAUUAGUCCCUUCAACAGCGUGCGUCUUACCCCCAACUGCUCGCCAUCUUUCUUCAUCGUUUCGAAGACUCUACUACCCCGCAGCGUGUAAAUGCUUUGGCGCCCAUAUAAUCAUCACAACUAAGUUCUUUGUAGGUAAAUAUGAAAACGCCGAUGUCAAGUGAACUAGACUUCAUUUGCUACUCAAAAUUUACAGUAAUUCAUAUUUUCUUUUUUCAUUAGGCUCUGUGAGGCAGAAUGCUUCUUGGGCGGUUGGUGGUUCUUCUUCUGUUACAACCAUGCAUUUCCAAGGACGCUCCACAAACUACUGACCUGACUGCAAGUGCUUCGACCCAAGCAUCACAGUCAGGCUCCACAACUGAAUCAAGUAGCCCAUCAGCCACACCAAAUCGCAACUUGACCAAUUCUCUUCCCCUUUGUUCUCAAUUGAGUGCUGAACUUGUCAGCUGCCAGUUUAAUUCGUCUUGUGUUUACGGCGAGCAGAGCCGGGUGCCCUGUUGGCCGAAAAAUCAGUCCCCCUGCGAGGGUGACGACUACUUUAGGCUCUCAAAUGCCUCCCAUACAGUGAAUUCUCUUAAUCGCAGGCAGCAGCAGAUGCAUUUUCGUGAAUUUACCUGCAUGUACUGUCACCAGCUGGACAAGAAGUACUUUACUUGCGAUGUGCACGGCGGAGAGUGCAGUCAGUCAGGCGUGGCACGCAGGUACUACACGGCUACUUGCCGCGCCGAUGCUAGGGUAUUAUGCAUGGGCAAACGCAGGUUUUUCCGCAUGAAGCUGUGUAACAAGCCUUCGGGCAAAACCUACGGAGCCACUGUGACACUGAGUCUACUUCUGGGCGGUCUGGGUGCAGACCGCUUCUACCUGGGCAUGUGGAGAGAGGCUCUGGGCAAACUGUUUACGUUCGGCGGGCUGGGAGUGUGGAGCCUCUUGGACUUCUUUCUGGUGGCCGUCGGCUACAUUUGUCCCCAGGAUGACCCUUCUUACGGCCGCGAUCCUUGA